AAAGGAUGCCAGUCAGAGCCUUCUGGACAACUGAGAAUCAGGAGGAGCAUUAAAAAGGAAAGCACAUCAAGCCAGGAAUCAAAAUUUUUCCACUUCCUGCAGAAAAGCACAAAACCCUUCUCUUUCCCCAGCAGGUGACAGACAAGGGAGAGAAAAACAGGAAGAGAGUUUUCAACUGUAAAACAUGGAGUAUGUUGAACUCAAGAGAACCUUACCUGAAAAGGUCAAGGGGGAGAAUUUCCAAUUUCAGAAAAAGAGAGAACUAUGUGGGAGAAGCAGAGAUUGUAGAUCACGGCUGAUUAUUCAGGAGAGAAUCCACACCAGAGAAAAGCCAUACAAAUGCUCCAAAUGUGGCAAAAGCUUUACUUGCAAGACCUCCCUGGUGAUUCAUCGAAGGACCCACACUGGAGAGAAGCUAAAGCAGUGCUCCAAAUGUGGCAAAAGCUUUAGCAGGCACGCCAGCCUGGUGCAUCACAGGAGGACUCACACAGGAGAUAAACCGUAUGAAUGUCUGGAUUGUGGGAAAAGUUUCAGUUGGAAUUCCAACCUGGUGAUUCACCAGAGGACUCACACAGGAGAGAAACCAUAUGAGUGCCCGGAUUGUGGGAAAAGUUUCAGUGUCAAAUCCAGCCUGCUGGUACACCAGACGACUCAUACUGGAGAGAAACCGUAUGAGUGUCCGGAUUGUGGGAAAAGUUUCAGUCGGAAUUCCCACCUGGUGAGACACCAGAGGACUCACACAGGAGAGAAACCGCAUGAGUGUCUGGAUUGUGGGAAAAGUUUCAGUCGGAAUUCCCAGCUGGUGAGACACCAGAGGACUCACACAGGAGAGAAACCAUAUGAGUGUCCGGAUUGUGGGAAGCGUUUCAAUCAGAAUUCCAACCUAGUGAUACACCAUAGGAAUCACACAAGAGAGAAACCAUCUGAGUGUCCGGAUUGUGGGAAGCGUUUCAGUCAGAAUUCACAGCUGGUGAUGCACCAGAGGACUCACACAGGAGAGAAACCAUAUGAGUGCCCGGAUUGUGGGAAAAGUUUCAGUGUCAAAUCCAGCCUGCUGGUACACCAGACGACUCAUACUGGAGAGAAACCGUAUGAGUGUCCGGAUUGUGGGAAAAGUUUCAGUCGGAAUUCCCACCUGGUGAGACACCAGAGGACUCACACAGGAGAGAAACCGCAUGAGUGUCUGGAUUGUGGGAAAAGUUUCAGUCGGAAUUCCCAGCUGGUGAGACACCAGAGGACUCACACAGGAGAGAAACCAUAUGAGUGUCCGGAUUGUGGGAAGCGUUUCAAUCAGAAUUCCAACCUAGUGAUACACCAUAGGACUCACACAAGAGAGAAACCAUCUGAGUGUCCGGAUUGUGGGAAGCGUUUCAGUCAGAAUUCACAGCUGGUGAUGCACCAGAGGACUCACACAGGAGAGAAACCAUAUGAGUGCCUGGAUUGUGGGAAACGUUUCAGUCAGAAUUCCCACCUGGUGAUACACCAGAGGACUCACACAGGAGAGAAACCAUUUGAGUGUCUGGAUUGUGGGAAAAGUUUCAGUCGGAAUUCCCAGCUGGUGAGACACCAGAGGACUCACACAGGAGAGAAACCAUAUGAGUGUCCGGAUUGUGGGAAGCGUUUCAGUUGGAAUUCCCAGCUGGUGAUACACCAGAGGACUCACACAGGAGAGAAACCAUAUGAGUGUCUGGAUUGUGGGAAAAGUUUCAUUCGGAAUUCCCACCUGGUGAUACACCAGAGGACUCACACAGGAGAGAAACCAUAUGAGUGUCCAGAUUGUGGGAAAGAUUUCAGACUUAGGUCUAGCCUUAUAAAUCAUGUAGGUUUACAUAUAGGAGAGAAACCGUUCAAAUGCCCAGACUGUGGAUGGUGGUUCACAAACAAUUCCUCCCUCAGCAGACACAAGAAAAGGCACAUGAGGCAGAAGGUGAGGAAUGUAGAGAAGGCUUGAAUUUCACAUCUCACCUACCUUUGGGCAUCCCCCUGAAAAGUUAAGUAUUUAAUUUCUGGCCUGAUUCUUUGUAGUCAAAUAUGUCUCAGUAUUAGAGAUGGGGGGGAGAAAAGAAAUGGAAAAUAUUAGUUUGAGAAAGACUAACUAAACGUUUCUGGCUAUCAGCAGAAGUUCCCAGUAAGCUGCUGCAGGUCUUAAAAGAUACAAAAAAGAUAGGUGCACUCAGAUUUUAUGAGAGAAUCCGUUAGGGACAAGUGUGGCAGUAGUGUAAAGUU
Candoia aspera is the source of this 2226-nucleotide messenger RNA. Its product is annotated as zinc finger protein 271-like. Gene Ontology annotation, molecular function: DNA-binding transcription factor activity; RNA polymerase II cis-regulatory region sequence-specific DNA binding. The coding region runs from base 185 to 1951 and encodes 588 amino acids. Lineage: Eukaryota; Metazoa; Chordata; Lepidosauria; Squamata; Candoiidae. Gene Ontology annotation, biological process: regulation of transcription by RNA polymerase II. The transcript has a single exon. The record is from RefSeq and is a predicted model, not a curated record.